Paramuricea clavata is the source of this 1671-nucleotide messenger RNA. The record is from the annotation of a GenBank genome assembly. Lineage: Eukaryota; Metazoa; Cnidaria; Anthozoa; Malacalcyonacea; Plexauridae.
GUUGUUGAAUAAUUAUUUGGAGGUAUGUUUAUAUUUCCCUAAUGAGUUAAGUUUCUCUUUCAAAAAUAUCUUACUGAAAACCAUCUUCAACUGAAAAGUGAUAUUUAUACCAAAAACGAUAUGUAUACUCGAAAAGGGAUAUGGCAACUGAAACUUUGCUGGUUUGUCUCAUUUGAAAGAAUGCUUAAAAUUAUAUAUAAAUUCUUUGACUGAUUUUUCGUAUAAACUUGGAACAUUUUGAUUGAAAACACUAUCCGCCAUCUUGGAUUAGUCAGUUUUAGUGACGGCAAGCAAGGUUAUCCGUAUCAUGGAUUGUAAAAUAACUGGAUAGGAAACUUCCUGACGUCACAGUCUAAACCUAGUUGCAAUCUGUGACGUCAUGUGUAUUGCGAAAAUUUUCAACAUUUUUGUUGUUUCGCUAUAUUUUCCGCUUCAAAAGAGUAAUAUUGAAGCAUAAACUGGUCUAAUUGUUUUAAAAACAUGCCUAAGCCACGACAAAGUAUUCAAGGUAAGUGUUUUUCGUCUUUGUUUUGUAUUUUUUAACAUUUGUAGCUACGAAAUUGGCGUCGCCAAUUUUUACGAAAUUUGCGAUGCAUUUUUCAGUGUUUAGUGCUUGAAAUAUUUGCUAAAAUUGACCGGGAAUACUUAGAGAUUUCAUCGUAGAAUGGCUUAGUCAUGUUUAUUUGCUCUUUAACUAAAAUGUUUAGCUGUAUUAUCGCUAAACAUGCCGUUUUUGAGAAUUUGGUUUGCAACUAGGUUGCAACGCCAUCAUCCCAUUGAAAACAUUAGGUCACGUCAGCUAGUUUCCUAUCCAUGUAUUUUAUUAUCCAUGUCCGUAUAAAGCGGCUUCAAGAUGACCACAUGCAUAACAAUUGGUAAAUGUUUAUAAUGUUGUCCGUUUAUAAUAUUUGAAAUAAUGACCGAAGUAUGAUGUUGGGCUCAUAGACUAGUGGGACUAUAUAUCUCUUGCAUAUUCACAAUAAUCAAUAAUCCAAAUUGUGAUGGUUUUGACAUUUUGUUCAAAAUAUUUCAAGAACUAAGCAAUAUUUCAAAAAGCUCUAAAAGGUUCUUCAAAUAGAAUAAACUGAUUUUAUGUUGCCAUAUCUCUUUCACAUAUUUAUACCAAAUAUUAUAUGUACUCUUAAAAUCAUUUUCUAGGAUCAAAGUUUGGAUUUUCAACAGGAAAAACUGGGAAAUGCCCACAGUUCACAACCAAUGCUCGGUAAGAUUCAUAUAUCUUCCUUGGCUUUCCCUGUAACCAUAAGUAUAGGCUUUAAAUAUUUAAACAGGCCUCUGGUAUUGAAAAUGAGAAUGUUAAUAUGGAAUUUUGGAAAUAGUCUCAUUGGUCUUCGUUUGCUUUGCAGAUGAAAUGUCAAGGAGAAUAUUAUUACCUCGUCGUUUUCCAGUCAAACGUUGGAAGGAAGCUCAGGAGUUUCUACAGUGUCCUAAGAGAUAACAUAUGCUGAAGAACGAUAUUUUAUAAAACGAUUUUUGUAUAGUUAUUUAACUGAAUUGAUAUCUGUAUAUAAUACUCGUUUUCUUUCAGCGUUACAUUGUGUUUUUAAGAAGAUUAGAUUAUCUAUCAUAGUUUGUGAACAGGUUCCCUGGAAUUAUGGCGUACUGAAAUGGGUUGGGUUUGUGCCAUGUUCGGCUCUUUAGAACCUGAUUAUA